Glycine soja is the source of this 1303-nucleotide messenger RNA. RefSeq names its product transcription factor RAX3-like. The transcript has 3 exons. NCBI's taxonomy places the organism in Eukaryota, Viridiplantae, Streptophyta, Magnoliopsida, Fabales, Fabaceae. The record is from RefSeq and is a predicted model, not a curated record. Bases 129 to 1148 code for a protein of 339 amino acids.
CUCUCCCCUCCUCCUUUAUAUAAUCGUAAUUGUUAACAUCAUUCUCAUCAAGUUACGAUAAACAUUGACUUGAAACUGAUCAGAUCAAUUAACACACAGAGAGAGAGAGAGAGAGAAGCAUAGCAAACAUGGGAAGAGCUCCUUGUUGUGACAAAGCUAAUGUCAAGAGAGGUCCAUGGUCACCUGAAGAAGACACCAAACUCAAAUCUUAUAUUGAAGAGCAUGGAACUGGUGGCAACUGGAUAGCCUUGCCUCAGAAAAUAGGCCUCAAGAGGUGUGGGAAAAGCUGUCGUCUCAGGUGGCUGAAUUAUCUUCGUCCAAACAUCAAACACGGAGGUUUCUCAGAAGAAGAAGAUAACAUAAUUUGCAGCCUCUAUGUUACCAUUGGAAGCAGGUGGUCUAUUAUAGCAGCACAAUUACCAGGGCGCACUGAUAAUGACAUAAAGAACUAUUGGAACACUAAGCUGAAGAAGAAGCUACUAGGGAAGCAAAGGAAGGAGCAACAGGCUCAAGCUCGCAAAGUUUUUAACCAAAAGCAAGAGAUCAAGAGAGAGAGUGAAGAUUUGAUGUUACCUGUUGGAGUUAUUUUCAGAACUCCUUAUUAUUGGCCUGAACAACAACAUUCAUGGCACAUUCCAGUGACAAAUAAUGCUUCCAUUCAAUACUCCAAUCUCAACUACAACAAUCAAACAUCAUCAUUCAUCAAACACUUCCCUAGCAACAACAUAGUCACUGCCACCACCAUGAAUUCACAACACUCAUCACGUGACAUUUCCUUAAUACAAAACCAGUUACAUGAUUUACAUCCUUCCACAGUGAGCAUGGUAACCACGGACACGUGUCACACAUCAAACGUGCUUCAAGGGUUUGGGAAUUUUUCCAUGGCCAGUGACUUGGCCUGUGUGAAUCAGCAGCAACAAAUAGAUGGGUCAAUGCGGGUUUUUUAUGGAUUGGAAACCAUGGACGUGGCAACAAAUGGUAGCACAAACACUAGUACUUCAACAGAAAGCAUUAGUUGGGGAGACAUAAGCUCUUUGGUUUACUCGCCUUUGUUGGUUUCUGACUACGAAGCUUGUCAACAAAGAUUAUUAAUGCCUCAAGAUGUUACUUUCGAGGAGUCUAGUUACUUUGCAAUGCAAACGCAAUAACAGCUCCUUAAAGAGUAUCAAACAAAACCCUAAAGAGAUCACUUUAGCUUAGAGUUUUUCUCCCUUUUUUGUUGUUUCUUGUUUUGUUUGAAUUGCUUGUAGCUUCUUAUAGUUGCUUAAUUAUUAAUUACACUACACUUUUGCUCUGCUCUGAA